GGGGGAAGAAUAAGUGUGGGGUAUGGCAAGAGAUCCCUCGAGAGACUACAAAAUUCGUUUGCUCCUCUCCUCCCCCCAACGUGACUCUUUUUGCUCCUCCUCCACCUCCCACAAGAGAGAGAGAGAGAGAGAGAGAGAGAGAGCUGAGCCGCGCACAUGGGAGAGCCAUCGAUUGUCCUGCCAAAGCAAUGACACGCCUGGGCUAACGGCAAACGGAGAGAACCCCUCCUCUCCUCCUCCUCAAGCCCACAUGGUGUGUGUCGUCGCUUUCGCUUGGGGCUUCUCUUUUUUUAAGGAAAGAGAGGUGCUACAGGGAUGCAUGUUUUAGUAGGGACACACGGCAAAGGAAAGCAGCGGCAACGAUUGUUCUCCUGCGCCCGCCUCGGGUCUCGCUCCCCUCGGGAUUCCCUCUACCUCUCUCCACUUAUAUCCAACCCCCCCGUUGCUCUCCAUCCACACCCACUGCCUUCUACUACUCCAUCCGUCCGUAUACUCCACUUAUACUCACCACUCUUCGUCUUGGCUAAGUCUGCUAUCGUUGCUGGGACCCAGAGCGGCAGACUCCACCAUCCGUUCGUCUCUAUUAUCUCUCUCUCUCUCUCUCUCUCUCUCUCAACCCACUUCUCAAGGCUGCGUCAGGGAUUCCGUUCGGUAAGAAAUGCUCUACAAUGGAGAGAAGCUGCGCAUCCCCUCGACCAACGAAUGGCCACAGAACAUGGGCGAGAUGCUUCCCAUGCCCGGAAACAACAAGAGCGAGAACAACAACAACAGCAGCAGCAGCAGAAGCAGCAGCGAGAACAACAAGAAGAACGCUUCCACCACCACCACCAGCAACAGCAAUAGCAGUACCAGUACCAACAACAACAUGAUCCACGCUGCUGCUGCUGCUGCUGCUGCUGCUCCUCCUGGUGCAGCUAGGGUGAUGGACAAGCCGGCGCAGGACCAGCAGGUUGCCCUCAAAUGCCCCCGCUGCGACUCCUCCAACACCAAGUUCUGCUACUACAACAAUUACAGCCUCUCCCAGCCCCGCCAUUUCUGCAAGGCCUGCAAGCGCUACUGGACCCGCGGCGGCACCCUCCGUAACGUCCCGGUCGGCGGCGGCUGCCGGAAGAACAAGCGUGUCAAAAAGCCGACCUCCGCCGCCGCCGCCGCCUCCGAUCCUCUCCCGUCUCCUCUCAUGCCUCCAACUAGCUCGGUUCCUUCCAUCUCCCUUCCAAACCCUACUUCCCAUCUCGACCCUCCUAUGAAUCCCUUGUUCUAUUCUCUCCCUACUGCAACUUCUUCUUGUUCUUCUUCCGAUUUGGGACUCGCCUUUUCGGGCCUCCGGACCUCGUCGGUCCCGCACGGCAUCUCCAUCCCUUGCACCGGCUUUGACAGCCUGCAGCAGCCGCAGCUCGACUCGCUCGGCCUUGGAUUCCCCUCGAGCCAGAGCCGGCGUGAUGAUGAAUUCCACCUAUCUCAGCUUCAGACUUCGGCUUCCGUCAUGAGCGACUAUCCACUCUUCGGAUCCACCGCCGCCUCGCUUCUGCUUUCGAGCCUCAGGCAGCCAAAGAAGCUGGAGGACUACCAGGCCCUGAUGUCCUACGAGGACCUGCACGCCGCCUCCGCGGAGGCGACUCGGAAUUUGGAGGUGAUCGAGGAAGUGAAGCAGGAAGGAGACUGCAAUGCGAUACAUACCAGCAGGAUAGAAUGGCAAAUUCCCUUCGACCAUUCCUUCGAUGCGAUUGUCCCAGCUGCUUCUACUUCUCUCGCCGGCGAUUCCUCCUUUCUUUAUUGGAAUUCCGCCAUCGGUGCUUGGCCUGAUUCUGCCAACUGUGGAUCGUCGGUCGCCCCUCUGAUCUAGUCCAACCCAACAGAAUCAGUAUUCCUCCUCCUCUUUUUGCUUCUUUCCUUCUUGCUAUCUUUACUCUAGUCUCUAAUUUUAUCUCACUGCUAUCUGUUGGGUUCGUCUUAGCGGAUUUGUAGAAAGGGUACGUAGUCGGUCGUUCGUUCGUUGUUGUCUUCUCCACCCACAUAUAUUCUACGUUCUUUGUAUUAGGGGCGUCGCGGCGGCGGCGGCGGCGGCGGCGGUGCGAGUGUGGAUCGGAGAGAUCAUGUCGGUUGCAAACGUCUCAAGCCCCGUGUUUUUUAACUUUCCCUUUUUUAAGUCCUUGUGGCGUCAAGAAGACCGUUUGCUCCGAGAGGAACCUCGGAUCCAUUCGGCGUAGUAUCUUCUCCGUCUCCGACUUUACCGUUGGAUGAUUUCCUUUCGGAUUGGAAAGAGAGCAGCACAAGGAUGAGCAAUGGAGCUGAAGCAGGAAGUUUGUUUUCAUGUAUGUAUAUAGGCAUUGGCAUACGUCCUCUUUUCUAAUGUAUUGGGUAUUGAGUGGUUGGUUUUUCUUGCAAGCAUACAGACAAGGGAUCUUCAUCUUUCUCAGACGUGUGAUAUUACUGCUGUAGAAGCAAUUCGGAACUAAUAAGUUUUUUUUUUUUUUUCAUUUCUUUCUUCUUUUUUCAGCUUUUGGUUGGUUAGAAGAAAGAUCUGGUAGAAUAAUUAUCUAGAGUGGGAUUUCUUUCCAAUAAUGUGGGUGGUGUUUGUGGCGUUCCUCUCAUUGUAAGAGAUGUCAGCUUCGCUUUUUCUUUUUUUUUUCCCUCAUUGUACUGUUGUUGGACUGGAAGUGCUUUUUCUUUGUUUUACUGAUUCAUGUUAAGAAACUUGAAUACUUCAAAUGAACUCAGAAUCUCAGGUAUCUCUC
Molecule: messenger RNA, 2735 nt
Organism: Phoenix dactylifera (date palm)
Lineage: Eukaryota; Viridiplantae; Streptophyta; Magnoliopsida; Arecales; Arecaceae
Source: RefSeq, a predicted model, not a curated record